Molecule: messenger RNA, 894 nt
Organism: Anopheles coustani
Lineage: Eukaryota; Metazoa; Arthropoda; Insecta; Diptera; Culicidae
Product: transcription factor SPT20 homolog
Exons: 3
Coding region: 1-894 (297 amino acids)
Source: RefSeq, a predicted model, not a curated record
AUGCAAACUAUGCAAUUGUUGUUUGUGCUUCUACUCUCCUCGGCUUCGGUUCGAGCCUUCUGGUGGUCCAGCAGUCAGAGCAGUGAACCGCCUGCCACGAAACAAGUCCAGUACGUGCGUGCCUUCACCUACCAGCCGGUGGCGUUUCCUGCGCACUCUCUGCUAGCGCCACCUUCCCCAUACAAAUUCGUGCAGGCCAAUCCGGCCACGCUCGUCGCAAACAGUGUAGCACUGGGCAAGCAGGUCACACCGGUGCAACUCAGCGCUCAUCAGCAGCAGGUCCAGCAACCACAGCAGACCAGUAGUCCCUUUAGCAGCUUCUUCGGGAGUGCCUUCAGCACUGCACAGUCCAGUAGCUCGGUGCAGACACAUCCGAACUCGGUAUCCCAGCAGUACUCCCAGCCACCACAGCAACAGCAGCAGCAGCAGCAGCAACAACAGCAGCAGCAGCAGCAGCAACAGCAGCAACAACAGCAGCAACAGCACCUCCAGCAACAGCAGCCAGCACAACAACAACCUGUGGCACCACCGGCAACAGUGGUUACGGCCUCUCAAACGGUACAGAGCGAUGUACCGAGUCCAUCGCAUCAGGGACCGAUGACAUCGGGUUUCGCUGCUACUCCUCUAUCCGCACCCAGUGUUCCGUUCUACGGGCAGAUCCAGCAACAGCAGCUUGGUGGCAAGUACCCUUACUUCACCAUGGACCAGAUACAGUACCUCUCCAGUUUGCCGGCCACCGCACCCCACACGCCUCAGGUCCAGUUCGUGCCUUGUAUGUGCCCGAUCGCGGUGAACGUGCAAAGUCCCGCCGCGGAGCUCGCCGACAAGCGGUUAGACGAGACGACGCCCGCCGACACGGAUGUUGUUGUGCCGAGCGCGGAAAGUGAAAAGUGA